AUGAUCGCGGGCCUUGUCGUCAUCAAUGUCGCUCUGGUCGGCUACGACGAGGUCACCGAGUUUGCGAACACUUAUCCCAUCAAUGACACCACUAAGACGGCCUGGAACAAACCACUCCUUCCGCUCGUUGGCAAGGUGUCGUACUCUUGCAAUCCCCGCGUUAUAUCAGUGGGCGACACGCUGAAGACCAACAACGGAUUAUUCGAAUGGAGAGUGACGCAAAUACCCGUUCCCAGUCCCAACGCGACCGAGCUGAUCUACAAGGGGGUGCAGCUCGACAGUUGCGACAAUCGAUUCAUUACCCUCACUUGGGACCUGCGAACCCACAAGCUCGAAGCGGAGAUGGAGAUACACUGUCACGCCGAUAAGAUCUUCUCUCUUGCUGAACAUGAACGAAGGCGUAAAGCCGGGGCCUUGACGAGUUUGAUUGCCACUACCUCCUUGCAGAUGGAAUUUGUACCACUGAUAAUAAUAGACAUUCAUGACCAGUCCCCGGUGGGCCACCAGUACUCCUUUCAAUCUCUGUUCACGAGCGCCUUUUUUGACAUCAUCGACAUCGCCAAUACAACCUACCACGCUUCCAACUUCACAUCCCCAUUCGCCAUCACCGCCAAGGCAAGGGCUAAGCAACGUCCCCUUUGGCUCCUACACAACAACUAUACGGACCAGGUGGAUGAAGUCCCGGAAUUGGAGCUGUUCGCGAUGAACCAGGUCACGAACACGGGUUUUGGCCUCCCAUCGAACCUACGAGAACUAGCAAAUGCGACGUUCUACAACCCGCUCUUCAACAUGUUUUGGCUACUUCACUAUGCCACUAGGUUGGACCUUGGUAAUUUCGAACAGCGGAACUUCCUCGCAAAACCUUGGGUUGGACCAGAUACGUUGGUACACGACUUCGCACACCCAGACCUCGGAUCUGGCCUUGGAUCUACGUCAUCCGGAUUAGAGUAUCGAGUAAGCCAAUCAGCAAAGAAAAGUGGUCUUCUCCUGAAGCCAACUACUGUGAAGCGCACUGGAACAAUCCUGCUAGCAUUGCCCUUCAUCAAGAUCCUGAGAAGUCGGGCCCAGACAGUAGUUCACAUAAUCAUCCUGAGGCAACACCCUUUUUUCUCCGUCAAUUUCAGCUCGGGUUGUCAUCUUGAUAGGGGCUUUCCAGGUUCAGACACACAAGUCAAAUUCACCGUUGCAAUGUAUGGCUUGUGCAGCACUUCUAUCCUGGAUAUCUUACUUUAUGAUUAA
Messenger RNA from Coprinopsis cinerea okayama7#130, 1239 nucleotides. RefSeq lists its product as hypothetical. Lineage: Eukaryota; Fungi; Basidiomycota; Agaricomycetes; Agaricales; Psathyrellaceae. The record is from RefSeq and is a predicted model, not a curated record. The transcript has 7 exons. Bases 1 to 1239 code for a protein of 412 amino acids.